AUGUCGACUACUUUUGAAACCCUUACGGAAAGGGAACACGAACGUGAUUUUUUCUCCGACGACUCUUAUCCCGAGGACACUCCGGAUACAACUCCUAAUUAUAACCCUGGCGAAAUUCUUAACGAAGCAGAUUGGCAGAGGAGAAGUAUCAGUGAUCUUUGUCGUUUGAUUGGAACCAAUUACCUUGACAUCAAUCCAAGUUACCAACGUGAUGUUGUCUGGACUAACGAACGUAUGAGUAAGCUCAUCCAAUCGGUAUUGGCAAACUUUUACAUUCCACCAGUAAUUUUCAACGUUAUCAAGUUUACAGAAAAUGGAGAAGAGAGAUACCGCCGUGUUUGUAUCGAUGGUAAACAACGACUUACAUCCAUUAAGCGUUUCGUUGACGGUGGAAUCCCAGUUUUCGAUCACAAGGGCCAAAAGUGGUUUUAUGUUGAUAAUGGUUCUGCAAAAACUCAAAAGAAAGUCUUGCCUUCUGGAAUUAAAACUCGCUUUCUUCAAACCGAUAUACUCUGUGUAGAGUACGAUUCGCUCGGUCCGGAGCAAGAGGAGGACCUCUUUUCUAGGGUUCAAUUAGGCGUUCCUCUAACACCGGCAGAAAAGCUUAAGGCUAGUACCGGUGAAUGGCAAGCAUUUGCUUCGGAAAUUGAGCUCACUUAUGAGAACCUUAUGCAAUGUGCCGACAACAAGCGUGCUCGGAGUUUCCAACUCAUUCUUCAGAUAUUUAAGCAGAUGACUUACUACGAGGAAGGAAAAGCAACCACGUUUAAUUCUGGUCCCAGCGCAUUGAGGAAGUUCUGCGAGAACACAUCCCUUUUAACAUCUGAAUUCAGAUCAGAUGUUAAGCGCGUAUUUGACACAUAUGCCGAGAUUUAUGAACAGUAUCCGGAUACUUUUAAGAAUCAUAGCUACAAGGUCGCUGCCAAAUAUUCUCCUAUUGAGUUUGUUGCAAUGGCUCUUUUAAUCUACAUCCAUCCUGAGAGACAGAGCAUACGUCUCUUGCAAGGUGAUAUUCUCGAAUUGAGAUCGUUCGUUAGAGAAUCACGUCAAGACUUGCGUAGUAAUAGCGCUACUUGGGUUGUGUUCAUGGAUUGGAUCAGCAAUAUUGGCCGUUAUCGUGGAGGACUCGAUACAGUACGAGUUGGGCGUCCAGUUACGAGUUCGGUUGCUGGUCCGGUUACCACCUCAACUGGCAAUCGGGCUGCAGGUCAAGUUUCACGUCGGCUUAUAGAGCUUGUUGCAGAGCCUAUCUCUGCUCCUGUGGCUGAUAUGAGUAAUACCAUUGUGGUUCAACCGAGGAACGCCACAAAUCCGACUACUUCGAUGAGAUCUCUCCCCGUAGUUCCUCAUAUUGGUAACCUUGGGCCCGGUGAGGCAUCCUCCUCCUCUUCCGGAGCAAAGGGCCUCCCCCCCCGUCCGUUGAGGUCACAGAUGCCAUUUCCUCCCGCUACCACCUCCGCGGAUCGAAGACAGGGUCGCGCUGAGGCGGGCGUUUCUGGGCCGAGAAAACGUAUUCGUGGCGAGGAUGAUGGCAGCGGUGCGCGCCGCAUCAAGGUGGAAAAGUUUAAGGAGCCUGAGCGUGUCGGACCCUUCACUAACAGUUAGUUUCCUUUACUCAAUUUCUUUCUUUCAUAGUUCCGCAUGAUUCCUGUCCCUGUGUCAUAAAAAUGAAAUCGUUGAUUUCAUCGCUGCUUCUUCAUUGCCGCAGAUUGCUUUCAUGUUUCCCAGACUGUACUUGUAUUAUAAAGAUGAAAUCGUUGAUUUUAUCUUUGCUUUUUUGUUGCUGCAGAUUGCUUUCAUGUUUUCUGGAUUUGCUUGGUAGUUGCUGGCGCAGUGGUUUCUUGGGCGGCUGUUGUGUACGUUAUCCGGUGCAAAAUGGUGAUAACGAUACAAAUGAGAUAGUUAGUAACAAUUUUACAGACAAUAGAAAAUGAUACAUUGAGAAUAAUUAAAUUU
Tuber melanosporum (Perigord truffle) is the source of this 1956-nucleotide messenger RNA. RefSeq lists its product as uncharacterized. The transcript is spliced from 5 exons. Bases 1 to 1605 code for a protein of 534 amino acids. Lineage: Eukaryota; Fungi; Ascomycota; Pezizomycetes; Pezizales; Tuberaceae. The record is from RefSeq and is a predicted model, not a curated record.